AUGCUCACGUCGAUCCUGCAGCCCACCUCGCGAUGGUCGACGCUGCUGACGCGAUGCCUGAUCCGCCUCAUGCUCCUCCUCCGUAAGCCUAAGCUCUCGCCGGCUGCCCAGCCGCACGAUGCGCUCGAGUCGCUCCCCUCGAAGCUGCGCCAGAAGUUCUCCAUCUCCAUCACUCGCCUCUCUCUGGCGCUCCCGUCCGACUGGUCCGACGCCAAGCACUGGAACCCGCUCCUCCUCUCGCCCCUCGGACACAAACCCACAAAGCGCACCGUCUUUUACAUGCACGGCGGCGCCUUCAUCCACAUGAUGUCGCCCUUCCACUGGCAGACCGUCGCACGCCUCUCGCAGGAUCUCGAGGCCGACGUCGCCGUGCAGACCUACACGCUGCUGCCCUACGCCGGCAUUCACGACGUGAUCCACAAGCUGGUCGAGGUCUACCGCCACGUCCACGCCGAGGCAAAGAAAAAGGGACACGAGGUCAUUGUCGCGGGCGACUCUGCCGGUGGCUGCCUGGCCGCUUCGCUCACCCUGGCGCUCAACGACGCCAACCUGCCCGUGCCGGACCAGCUUCUCCUCAUCGCCCCCGUCCUCGACGCCGAACUCACCCGCCCUGCCACCCGAGCGCUGCAGCACCGCGACCCCUGGCUCAAGAUUGAUCGACUGGGCCACGUCGGCCACUUUUGGUCGGUGGGCGGAAGCACCGAGCGCGACGUCUUCCUUGCCGUCACGGCCAAAAAGGUGGGCGAGCCGACAAAGGAACAGCGCGAGGCCAUGCGUCACCCCUACGCCAGCCCCAUCCUGGGCGACUGGUCGUUCUACAAGGGCCACAUUACGACCAUCUGCGGCACCAGCGACAUCCUCCUCGCCGACUCGCUCGAGCUCGCAGCCAAGGCAGAGCAGCAGCAGCCACUCGACGUCACCUUUAUCAAGGCCGAAGGCUGCAUCCACGUCUACCCAAUCCUCUUUGGCCUACCCCUCGCCCGCCUCCUUUCCAGGGACUCGGAAAGGGGCUUCGAGCUCAUGGUGCAGAGCGUGCUGAGGAAGAGCAGUGUCUGA
Messenger RNA from Pseudozyma flocculosa PF-1, 1056 nucleotides. RefSeq lists its product as uncharacterized. NCBI's taxonomy places the organism in Eukaryota, Fungi, Basidiomycota, Ustilaginomycetes, Ustilaginales, Ustilaginaceae. The transcript has a single exon. Bases 1 to 1056 code for a protein of 351 amino acids. The record is from RefSeq and is a predicted model, not a curated record. Gene Ontology annotation, molecular function: hydrolase activity.